Messenger RNA from Fusarium pseudograminearum CS3096, 1182 nucleotides. RefSeq lists its product as uncharacterized. NCBI's taxonomy places the organism in Eukaryota, Fungi, Ascomycota, Sordariomycetes, Hypocreales, Nectriaceae. The transcript is spliced from 6 exons. The coding region runs from base 1 to 1182 and encodes 393 amino acids. The record is from RefSeq and is a predicted model, not a curated record. Gene Ontology annotation, biological process: lipid metabolic process.
AUGGGUUGUUCCGGCUCCAAGAGUGCCCUGUCAGCCAACAACUCGCAUGGGGCCUCGAUCGCUGCAGUCGAGUUAUCCAGUGCUCUUGGCGACACUUUUAGCGAGAUAAACCUCCAGGGCAACGUGAAAGAACAACUUCGGGAACUAUUGCAGCGGCUUGACCACGAGGCGUCAAAGUAUGUCAACUCAAAGGUUGACGAGGAUAAAUCACCAGAUUGGCAUCCCUCCCAAGCUGAGGUUCAGCUGAUAUCCGCAGCAUGGAAGUGUGCUCGCGGAACGUAUAAUCUCGGUGGAACCAUCGCAAAUACUAGUUACUGCACAUUUCGCCGUGAAGAAGCACUGCGAGGAUCCUAUGAUGGUACUGUCAAAGUCGUCACGUCAACUGUGGUUGAAAACCCCUCCGAGGAUGUCAGGGAAAGCGAUCUGCUGUCAGUUCUGGUACUUGCGAUACGUGGGAGUGCCAGUACGAUGGACCAUAUCGUCAAUGCCAAUUCUCGACCACGAUCCACCAGAGGGUUCAUUCAACGUGCUGAGGAUCUGGGAGCACAUUCUGGCUUUCUAAACAGUGCACAAGCCCUCGAUUCAAUCAUAAUUGCUAGGGUCAAUGACUAUAUACAAAAUUUUGACAGGGCCAAUGGUCAGAAACCACAUAUUCUGUUUACAGGACAUUCUGCCGGUGGCGCUGUAUCACAGAUACUUUAUCUUCAGUACAUAUCGAACCAAGCCUUUAAUGAAUCUGCAAAGUUCUCAUGUGUCACUUUCGGUGCGCCCCCAGCCGACAAACCUUACAUCCUUUCAUUGGUCGAAGUUGCUAGAAAUAUGCUCAAUCAACCUCGGAAAACGCUAUUACCUGAGCCUGAAACGAGCAGUGAGAUUAUUGACGCCUCUCUAAAAGCCACGCAAGACAAGGAGGCCGAAGUUUCCUCUCCCAAAAACGAGGAAUCGCAUGAUCAAGGCCCAAAGACCUGGCAAUUCUCUCAACCUCUCUACAAUCAUAUCGGGCCUAGUGUUGUUCUCUUGAUGCGAUCAGAAAACGAGAUGAAACUUAAAGCGGUUGAAGUCACGCCCGCAGAGUUUCAGAAAUUGCUGUUUUGCCGAACAUCCGUUCAUGGCAAGAGAAUCUACGAGCAGAGAGUUGAAGCACUAGAACAAGGACAUUUCAACGAUCGGUUAGGCUGGUAG